Arabidopsis arenosa is the source of this 1377-nucleotide messenger RNA. Lineage: Eukaryota; Viridiplantae; Streptophyta; Magnoliopsida; Brassicales; Brassicaceae. The record is from the annotation of a GenBank genome assembly.
CACAAACACAAAGAAGACUCCAAUAUCAUUCAUCUAUGGCUUCUUCACACCAACAGCAACAAGAACAAGACCAAUCAGCUUUAGAUCUCAUAACCCAACACCUUCUUACCGAUUUCUCUUCCUUAGACACCUUUAUCUCCUCAAUCCAACACUGCACCACCUCAACUCUAAGCCAACGGAAGCCACCUCUUGCCACUAUAGCAGUUCCUACUACUGCACCAGUGGCUCAAGAGGAUGAUCAGAGGCAUUACAGAGGCGUCAGGAGAAGACCAUGGGGUAAGUAUGCGGCUGAGAUCAGAGACCCAAACAAGAAAGGUGUUCGUGUCUGGUUAGGCACUUUUGACACAGCCGUGGAAGCUGCAAGAAGUUACGACAAGGCUGCUUUUAAACUACGAGGAAGCAAAGCCAUUCUUAACUUUCCACUAGAAGCAGGCAAGCACCAGGAAAUUGGAGACAACAACAAGACAGUCUCUUUAAAAGCAAAGAGGAAGAGACAAGUAACGGAGGAUGUUAGCCACCUGAUCAACCAUAAAUCUGUGAAGAUGGAAGAAACUCAGGCUCAGGCUGAUGCUUGUCCAUUAACGCCGUCAAGUUGGAUAGGGUUUUGGGACGGAGAAGACAGUAAAGAGAUGAGAAUAUUCUCAGUGCCUCCGUUAUCUCCUUAUCAAUCUCUUGGAUACUCUCCACUUGUGGGAACUUUGAUCACGAUUGCUCACUGGGUUACUGAUGAUGCUGAACUAAAUUCUUACAAAGCGACUACAAGAGAAAUUGAACCUACCUUCAAGAGAACCAAAAGAUCAGAGGAUGAUCAGAGGCAUUACAGAGGCGUGAGGCGAAGACCGUGGGGCAAGUAUGCAGCUGAGAUCAUCAGAGACCCAAACAAGAAAGGUGUUCGUGUCUGGUUAGGGACUUUUGACACAGCCAUGGAAGCUGCAAGGGGUUACGACAAGGCAGCUUUUGAAUUACGAGGAAGCAAAGCCAUUCUUAACUUCCCACUUGAAGCAGGCAAGUUCGAGUACUAUGGAGACAGCAGCAAGACUGUCUCUUUAAAAGCAAAGAGGAAGAGACAAGUAACGGAGGAUGAAAGCCACCUGAGCAGCAAUAAAGCUGUGAAGAGGGAAGAGGCAGAAAUUCAGGCUCAAGCUGAGGUUUGCCCGCUAACACCAUCAAGUUGGAUGGGAUUUUGGGACGGAGAAGACAGUAAAGAAACGAGAAUAUUCUCUGUGCCUCCGUUAUCUCCUUAUCCAUCUCUUGGACACUCUCAACUCGUGGUUACGUAAGCUUCUGAGGAUCAAACAUUAGGUGACAUCAGAAACUUUGGUAUAUAUAUCUACAAGUAAAGCACCAAGAAGAUGAUUAUAAAUAGAACUUACUAAU